Diachasmimorpha longicaudata is the source of this 774-nucleotide messenger RNA. RefSeq lists its product as uncharacterized. Gene Ontology annotation, biological process: cristae formation. NCBI's taxonomy places the organism in Eukaryota, Metazoa, Arthropoda, Insecta, Hymenoptera, Braconidae. The record is from RefSeq and is a predicted model, not a curated record. The transcript is spliced from 3 exons. Gene Ontology annotation, cellular component: MICOS complex; mitochondrial crista junction. Bases 172 to 555 code for a protein of 127 amino acids.
ACUGUCUGAAGUUGGCGUCGAUAAGGCUGAGGUUUAUGUUCAGUGCCGAUGAAUUUUUCGCAUUUAUAUAAUUAUUUAUGUUUGUUAUAAAGUAUAAUUAACUGUUAGUCGGGCUGCUGAAAUAUUUUAUUUGAAACGACAGUAAUUGGUGAUAUUAAGGAGUCAUUAGUCAUGGGAAUUAUUCGGCUCGCUGUGAAGUCUAGUUUAGCUGGUGGAUUUAUUUAUUACACUGCCCAGGAGGGUCUAUGGUCCUCAGCUGAGGACACCAUUAAAUUCUACGAGAAGAUCUAUAAUAAGAUUACACCUUAUGUUAAGGAGUAUGUCAGUUCAGAAAUCACUACUGGGAUAGCAACAGUACCAAGUGCAACAACAAUGAUCGGUUGCUCCCGAGGGGUAUGGAACAAGGGUGUGAAAAUAAGCUUCGAAUUCUUGUCUGAAUUGCCAAGCCACAUGUCAAAUGGUAUUGACUCACUAAUGUCACUGCCAGCUAUCAAAGACUCAGUCGAGAGCAUAAAAGGAGGCGAUCAGGCACCAGCACAGACUAAAGCCUCAUGAUAACAUGCUCAUGUACUGUAAAUUAUAGUUUUUUCCUGUUCCCAAAGGAUUGAAAAUCCAUAGGAUAUAAUCGAUGGAAAUUGAAUGCCCAGAAUCUGGAUUUUUUUUUCAUUGAGAAUGAUUCUUAUGGGUUUUCGUUCACUGGUGGCACAGAGGUGAAUUUGUUUAUAGUGUUUGGAAAUUAAUAAGGUGAAUAAAUCAUGUCUAUGGAACCAUUAA